Messenger RNA from Sipha flava (yellow sugarcane aphid), 2336 nucleotides. RefSeq lists its product as uncharacterized. The transcript has a single exon. The coding region runs from base 896 to 2323 and encodes 475 amino acids. The record is from RefSeq and is a predicted model, not a curated record. Lineage: Eukaryota; Metazoa; Arthropoda; Insecta; Hemiptera; Aphididae.
ACAUGCCUGACCACUCGUUAUCGAGCAGUCAGUCGUGUAACAACCAAGCAAUUGUAAAAUCGUUCUUUCUGUAUUAUAAUUUUCAGCGACUCAAUAAAAUAAAUACUUUUAAUAAAAUUGUUGAAUUGAGAACUUCCUCGUGGUGUUUUUUUUUCUAAAGUGCGAACUUAAAAAACGUUACUGUAGUGCCAACGGACUCUAUCGAGUUUACCCGAUCUGGCAUACAACAACUGAUGGCAGCGGUGCUCUUUCGAAACAACAACUCGAGGAAUUCUACAGCAUAACAAAUUAAAUCAAUCUAGAGAUAAAUCGAUGAAACCGACGAUUAUCCGGUAAGCGAACAUAAUAUUUCUGGAAGAACAUUGCGUUAAAAUAUAUUAUAAAUUAAAAUAUUACGUUUUAUACGUAAUCUACUUAUAACACACACAACACGUACACGUACGUAAAAUAUUACGACAAGUGGUGCAGCAACGAAUUUUGUCACCAUCAGCAAAAUUCUUGGGCGUGGCAUUCGGUCACAACGGGUACAACAUGCGGAGGCGCUUAAAAAAAAAAAAACAACAACUGAGGAAAAAUUCUUUUUUUUCUUCCUUCUCUCAGGGAGGACUACGUGCCCACUAACCAAGACCCUCUUGUAUACAUCGUAAGAGGCGCUAAUACAGGCGCAGUCAUCAUCGUUGUCCACGACCGUGAAAUAUACCACGAGUAUAUAAACACUACAUUAUACGCGUCCGUUGUACAAUAUACACACCGCCGACGUCGUCAAUAAUACAAUACACAUUUCGGGGCGUAGAACGUCUAAGAAGUUACUUCAAGACAUCGUGGGACUUCCUUUACAAACAGUGGUAUCAAGGAGAAAUCAGUCAACCAUCGUCAACGAAAAACUUCAGCAGACAUGUACGGACCAGCGAUAACAGAAAUAAUAUUAACAACAUUACUAAUCAGCAGCUUAAUUCAGAAAGGAUUAACGCAGUUCACAAAUAACGUUAUUCAACAACCUUCCGGUAUCUACUUCCAAUCUAUUGGACAGAUGUACUUGACAAAUUCAAAUUGGCGACUAUUAACUUACGUGAAUAUCUCUAACUAUAAUGAGAAAUACCUUCAAAUCCACGAGAUCGUACAACAGAUUGAACAAUCCUGUCAAUUAGGAAAAGACCUGGAAAUAGAAGCUAGCGAUAAUCCGUGUAUUCAUUACAACCAGCAAUCGAUGAACUUCUUAAACGAAAUCAACAAUAACAGAAAUAAUGUCAUUAGAAUCAUUGAACAGCCAAGCACAAAUGUACUGCGCUUCAGAAGAAGUCUUAUAAACUUGAUAGGACGCACAGCUAAUGUGUUAUUUGGUACAUGUGAUGACCAAGACGCUGAAUAUUUUUGUAAGAAGAUCCGAGAACUCGAAAGUGCAAAAGCACAACUUCUACAGGUAGCAGAGACACAAAUUAACAUUGUUCAGUCGAUAGUAACUAAUGUAAACGACUCUCUUAUUCAAAUAGAAAAAAUAGAGGGAUCAUUAAAAGAAAAAUACAAUCAUCUACUGCACGAAGUCCAAGUACAGAAAGCCGCAAUCGGGAUGGUAGAAUUUAAAACUGCUUUAACACAAAAGAUUUCUUUAUUGAAUCUUAUUCUAACCCAAUAUGCUUACGAAACAGAGACACUGGAAAAUAUUGUAAAUACUGCUUUACAAGAAUUUGUACACUCCAAUAUCAUUAACAUCAAUAGCAUAGUACAACAACUAAGAGAAAUAAAGUCAAACCUACCCUUAGGAUUAAAAUUACCUCCUAAUAUUGAUAAAAUCGGAUUGUCUGAUCUGAUGCGGUUGGUUGAUAUUAGCGUAGUUUAUGUACAAAAUGUAUUAAUCUUUACUUUGGAAGUACCAUUAAUUAAUAAUUAUGACUUUAUAUUGUAUAAGAUAUUACCAUUACCUGUUAAAAUAAAAAAUGAUUUAUAUGCUAUUAUAGAAUCCACAUCAGAUUAUUUAGGAUUAGGAAAAUCUAGAUUAUAUUAUAUACAAAUGACAUUGCCCGAAUUAACAAAUUGUAAAAGAAGCGUAGAAUUGUUUAUUUGUCCACAUGAACAACAAAUUCAUCAAUUAGAUGACACUUGUGAAAUGAGGAUUUUUCGAAAUCCACGUUCAUUACCAAAUUCAUGUAUUAUUAGAUAUGUUAAGUCAAACGUAAAUAUAUGGCAUAGAUUAGAAAAAACAAAUUCUUGGGUAUAUGUAACUAAUGGGGAAAACGUUUUGGUAAAAUGUGAAAAUAUAAGUACACCCACCAAUCACUGUAAAUAUAAAUGGUACGGGUGUAUUUACUUUAGAAAAUUAUUGUGAAGCAAACACUGAU